UUCGAGGAGGGAGCUGUCAGUCGAUCUAAAAGCAUUUUUUUUUCUUCGUUCACUCCGUAUUUGUACGAUUUUUUUUAAUAAAGUUCGAGUCCCGAUUGCGGAACUCGGUGGGCAUUAAAGAUCAAAGCUUGUUUCGCAUCUUUAUUUGCUUCUGUUUUUCCAUAACUGCGAAGUCCGCGAUCUAAUCGAUUUAGUGAAGCCCAGUGUACACACAGAUAUAACAAACUCAUACAUAGAAAUAUCACGAAGCGGUAGAGCCCGUGACAAAGUUGCCUUUUCGCGUUUACGACCCAUUUACUCGUGCCUGUAUACUUCUCAAAUUCAUCCUUCGAAAUAAAAAUUUUCUCGAUUUUUUGUGUCCUCCAGGUUCGUUCGACAUUUUUAGCGCGAAUUUUUUUCUCUCCACCCCUUAUACCGCCCACAUUAUGCUGUAAUACGGUCAAAAACAAGUUUUCCUUUCGUUCUUCCUUUCUUUAUACCUUUUUUUGUCUGUCGUAACUUCGUGUGCGCGUACUACUCCGCUGUCGCUUUGUGUACAAUUUUCAAGCUACGUGCGAUUUUGUAAACAAUAUACGGACGAAUCGUGAUUUUGUGAUGUGUGCUCUGAAAUCAAAUAUUUUUGCUAUUACACGAAAUAUGGAUUUUUGACAGAGUCUAACGAAUCUGCCUAUGAAACAUCCAACGACUCAAAAAUCAUUUGAAAUAACUACGCGUCAUAAAUGUGACUGAUGGAAAUCUACAUUGAUACUCUUCAUUCUCGAAGCCUAACUAACAGAGUUUUGACAAAACAAAUGAGAAAAAUUGAGGGCACCAAUGCGAAGGAGGAAAUGACAAUGCAAUGAUAUUGAGGGAGCAAGAAAGGAUGUUGAUGCUGAAAAGAUGAGGUUCUUAGCGGCACAGGAGGAUGGGUACGGGGUAGGUUUGGUGCAGGACCGACUCCCCGACUAUGCGGACGAAAGGAUGAUGGCUGCCACUGGUGAUACGGAGCCAGAGGAGCUGCAAAGGGUGGAGGAAGGUUCUAUGAUAUCAAAUCUUCCUCUUCUGUUUGCCGAUGGAUAUCCAACCUCUCUAGAUAAAAUAUCGCUGGUACAACUAGAACGCUUCAUAGCAUUCAUGGUACAGUGUUCAUUGGGACACGAUACAGCGGAAGUAAUAAGUGAACCUCAAUGGUGGCCUAAGGAAGUGAGAUUUACUAAUCCUUUGAUUCGACCUAAGAAGCUAAACGACAGCUGGAUGGCGAAUUUAAAGAAAUUAGUAUUUAGGUGCUACACGUACCACAGGAGCGAAUAUUUGUUACGCUUCUGUUCUUACCUCGCACAAUAUCCGCGAGACAAACUUUAUUAUGUGAAUAAUUGGGACUCGACGACAAGUCUCUACCACAAGGUCACGGGGAAGUUGUUAGUUACCUUUCGCAAUGAAAACAUGAACUAUGACAAAAUUGUGGAGAGUCCCCGAAGAUCGUUGUUGCCUCAGCACGGAUGUUCCUCCGGUUUUCCGAACAAAACGAAGCAACAACAACAAAAAAAACAAUCCCACUCGUUGGUCGUCAUACAACCGCCAUCGGACGAAAUUUAUUUGUGCGACAAUUGCGAUGCCGAAUUCGUUGGACUCGAGAAAAUGAAGGCUCAUGAGAAGACGUGCGGAGAGCAAAGUACGCCUUUUUCGAGAUCGCAGACUCCGAACGAAAUUUCGCCAGCGACGGAAUUACCCCAAAAUCAAUUUCUCGAGUACUUUCGGUUAUUUUCAUCGGAAAGUCAAGUGUGCAAGCGAUCCGAGGCUCCGAGACCAUUUUUGGACGAUCCGGUGAUUUUAACGGAGAACCGAACGUCGCGCCGAGUUCGCGGUUCCAUUAAUUUGACGAGGUGUCCGGCUAUCCCGUUUUCUUCACCAGCUGGUCUUGCAAUGGCGAAGAAAUCGAAAAUGAUGACCGAGGGGACUCAACAGGAGCGCCUCGAAAGGAUAGAGCGUUAUAUGCACGCACCCGCUCUCUCUCGAUCCGUCAGACCGAAAUGGCUCGAUCGAUUGGUCGAGUACAAUCGAUGGGUUGUUACCUACAAAUCACUCAAUCGGGAUAGGCCUUUAACCGAUGACACACAGCAACAGUUUACUCACGAGUAUAAAUUCAAUGCUCGAAGACAUAAAUUAGUACUGAGCAUUCGUUCUCAAUUGCUGUAUAUGAGUUGCAAGCCAAUAUACGUCUCGGUGGAGCGUCUCAGUGAAGCCCAAAUAGCAGAAUUACGUCGAGAUCCAACCAAGUACAAGUGUCCAGUGGGAGGAAUAACAUCGCGAGUGCGAUUGCGACCAGGUCCGAAGUCAUUACCAAAGUGUCGUCGAGCAGACCGCUCGAGUUUGACGUUGAAGGGCAAAAAAUUGGAUGUCGAGAGGCGAAGAAUGUCCGAAUCGACGAUGCUUCAUGAUACGAGAACAAAUGCGGUGUUGAAUAGUAAACUAAGUACGGAAAUUUUGGAGGAUUUCGCGGUGAUAACGCCCAUCGAAGAAACUUCAAGUCAAUCGUCCAAUAGGAGCAACGAUGUUGACAAACUUUCAAAAAAAAAUAUUGUUUUCGUCGAUCUCUGCUCUUCGGACGAAGAAAAUGAGACUGUACCUUUUUCAGCCGAUGAAAAUCGAGAUCCUUUACGCAGAAAUUCCUCCACUAUGACCAACAACAAAUCCUCUCUGGUCAAAAAUUUGACCAACAAUAAAUUUCGCGCGAAAAGCUGCGUUCGUGCAUCACCCGAUUCUACGAGUGACUGGCUACGGGACAAUGUUCUUACUGACGACAACGACAAAUGUCCUGGCAAAUGCCAUCCCAAUGUUGUUCUAGAGACUUGUACCCAAUUUUCACCGAUUUUCAAACCUACACCUUGAUCAACAAAACUCUGAAACGGGGACGAAAAAAACGAAAAGAACACAGACUAUCCGGAAGCAUGGAUGUUGAAUUUUGCAGUGUUGGGAAAGCAUCGCAAUUUCUUUUUUCUCAAUAUUCUAUUGGGAGUAUUUUGCUCCGAAAGCGUUUAUUGCUGUAUUUUUGCUCGAGGAUUCGUUCUGUAUUCAUAGAAAAACGAGGGCACUUCGAGUUCACAAAAAUUUUUCGAGUUAAAAAUCCAGGUUCAUUCAAAUUUGAGUUCUAGCGAUUCAUCAACAAUGCAGACCCUUUUGGAAUGUUACUUAUUCUCGUUGCCAUUUUCAAAAUCAGCCGUAUUUGAAAACAAAAAUACAAAAUUGAGGCAAACUUCUGGGACAGUUCAAACGUAUUUACAAAGGUCGACGAAUCCACACGGCAUUUGAAAUAUAUUUAACUGUGAAUAUUGAAGUGGAAAGAAAUUCAACUCUUUACAAUCAAGUAAAAAAACUCGAGAAAAAAAAACGAAAAAUGAAGUGACAUCAAAGAUUAAUGCUCCAUCAAUUCAUUGUUCCAUUCAUUUGUUAAUCACAAUUUCUUUUCGUUAUUGCUGAAAAUGGUCAUUAGAAGAAUCUCCAGAUUGGAUAUUUUUACUCGAAUUAUAUAGUAAAUAUCGAUUUUUAGAAUCCGAAUUCACGAGUAGCAACAUUCUAAAGAUUCAAAGAAAUUUCGUUGCUCCCCAAUAGCAACGUUUAAUCUCGACGGAAUAUUGAACGAUACAUAUUUACAAGAUAGCAUUAAAUAUCAUAAUUAUUUUAAAAUCAUAAUACGCGUUAAGUUUGUUAUAGUAUUUAUUGUUUAUAUACGUUACGAAGACAUGAGUAGAGCGUGUGAAAGUGAUUAAGUGCGAGUGCGAUGAAUGGCAGGGAAAAGUUUGUGCAUGGACGUAUCUGGCUCUGUCCUCGUUUACAAUUAAUUUUUGUUUUCGAGAUUUUUCGAAUAUUCGAAACGAAAAUUCUAUAUCUAUUUGUGAUAGAUAAAAACUUAUCCGAAACGAACUCGUAUUUUGUGUUUACAGCGGCGAAAAUAAACGAUCAGUGAUAAAAAAUAUGAAAAUAACUAAUAAAUGAAUAAAAAAUAAUAAGUGGAAAUAGAAGUUUAUAAUCAAAGAUAAUGGCGAGAUAUAGUGCCGCGAAUCGUUAAUAUAAAUAUGCGUUCAUCUAUUUUCACAGAAGAGAGAAAACGAAAUCGUUGAUAUUUCCUACGGUACGAAAUAUUAGUUGUUAAGCAUUUUUUACGACUGGCUAUUUCUAGUCAAAUCUGUGGCGAAAUUUAAUCGAUUCUUUUUACGAGCUUUACACACAAAAUAUGAAGAGUUUUCUCGCCCUCGCUUUUUAAUUCUGUUCAAGUAUAAUGUCAAUAAAUCAAUCAAAUUAUCUACUCUCCAACGUUGAUUUCACCGUUCAUUUGUUUUUAUCCAUUGGUUUUUUUUCUUCAACUUGACAAUAUGAAAAAUACAUUUCUUGGAUAUUUCAAUUAAAUAUUGAUUAUUUUAUCUUUAUUGCAAUGUUCAUAUGCAUAUGCUGUUAUGUAUCAUCGUAGAGAUCAAAUUCAUUCUGUAAAAUAAGAGUCCAAGUUUUUCCAAUCACCUUUCGAGAAUGCGCUGAAACAUGAGAUUUUUUUAACAAGUCGUAGGGAAUUUUCAUUUUGUAAAUAUUGCAUUCAUUUAAGAGAAAAAGGGUCUCGUCUCGAUAUUUAUUGGAAAAACAUGGUUCGCGCCAAUGAAACAUUUCGUUUUUUCUUAUUUGAAAAUUUGGUUCCGCGUUUUUCGUUGAUGUCAACAUGUAGAAUGUUUUUUUUUUUUUUUUUUUUUUUUUUAUUACUAAAAGCAGAAAAUUUGGAUAAAUAACCAAUGAAUUCUGGUGAAAAAAUAUCAGUUUCUGACAAAGAAAUAAAGUUCCAAAGAUUUUCGAUAGUUUUCAGACUUUUUGCCGAAAAACGUUGUUUUUUUUUUUUUUUUUAAGGAAAAUGAAACUGAAUCAGCACGUAAAAACAAUCGAACGCAAAAUUUCGCUACACUGAUUUAACCGGAAAUGACAAUAGGCCCGAAAGGAAAAUUUGGCGUGGGUUAAAAAUCGAUUUUUGACAUAACUGAAGAAUCUUGAACGAUCUCCGAUUUGUUUGGAUUCUUUAAGACACACAGGAGGAGGAAAGAAUCUCGUCCAAGAAACCUCAAAAUUUGUUCGUCAAUUUUCAAUACGACUUGGUUUAUUAUCGCGCUAAUUGUAGGUAAAGAUAGUUUAAAAUUUGUAUAAACACAUGUAGCGUCUGCGGCAAUCGCAGAUUAGCAAUGGAUUUAAAUUUACGAACCACUUCGUCGAAUUUUCAUACAUCAUAGCUCACCGUUCGAGACGAAUGAAAUUUUUUCGAAAAAUAAUGAUCCAGAACAGAAAUUUCGAAAAGGAAUUUUCGCAAAUUUUGUUUCUGCUGGUACAGUUUCUUUUUUUCGUUAGACGAAAAUUUUUUGGUAAUUUUAUACCAAACCCAAAAGAUUUGUCUACCAAAAAAUUCGACUGAAAUUGUCUCGAAGAGCGUUUAAUGUAUGUGUGUGUGUGUGUAUGUAUGUGAAAAGGGUAUAAACACGCAAAAAAAUUGCUCGAACAAGAAGGAGAGAAAGAAGUAAAAUCGGAAAAGUAACGAUCAGUUUAUGCUUCGGUUAAUCGAGAAAUUUUAUACGUACUGUUUUUUAACAUUCGAAACUACUUAGAACUACUCCUCGAGCACAAAAUAUUUUUAUAAAAAAUCAUUUUUUGUUGCAUGUGUCGAUAUAGCAGGAAAACAAAAGAAAAACAAAAUUAAUGGUAACAAUAAUAAUCAUAAUUAUUAAUAAUAGAAAUAUCAACGAUGGUAACGUGGGUGCAUUGAUGAAAAUAUAUAAAAAAAAAAAAAAAAACAUUAAGGACAUAAUUAGAGUGUCCUCAUUUUGUCAUGUCUCGGAAUCAACUCGUUUCGAUCAAGACCAAUAUUUAUAACUUUUUCUCUUUCUUUUCUUCUUUUCUCUUAUUAAGGAUGUUUUACGCGUAUAUUUCAAGCCAAAAGCUUCAAGGCAUUGCCAUUCGGCAAUGUGACAAAAUCUUUUUUCCCUUCGAUGUUUUUCAAACUUCAUGAUACAAAAAAAACGUACGAGUAGAGUCAAUUCCGAGAAGAAUAUUCGUAUGGAAAACCGAAUAAAAGUUCGGAAGAAAAAAAAACUUUUUUUCACAUUCGGACAAUUGGAGAAAUUUUCGAUAUUAUAAAAAAAAAAUGUUGAUCGAGAUUUAAAACUUUUCGUAAAAUGAAUAUAAAGAAAUGUCUUGGCUAGAAAUGCACUAAUGAAACAUCGUUAAUGAAAAUAGAGACUGCUACUCUCAUAUUAUUCUCAAGUAGUUUUAUUUGCGCUAUUUUAUAUCUCGAGUCUAAUGAGGCCGAUCACGAGCGCAUACACGUACACAUAAAAACAUUAAUUUGCCGAAAAACUAACCAGGGGAAAAGAAGUCGAUGAGACGAGAAAGAAAAAAAAAAGUGUAAUAUCCAUCACGGGCAUUGUACGAGUAAAUUUCAUUCGAAUAAUUAUGAAUCGAUUGAGAAGUGUCUAAUAUUACGGUUGCGAGUAUCGAAUCGAGCAUAUUAGUUUAUUAUUCUGCCUGUUCUACUUUACAAAAUGUACAUAAAUAUUAAAGUAUUCAUCAUUGAGACAA
Venturia canescens is the source of this 6579-nucleotide messenger RNA. RefSeq names its product ovaries absent (gene ova). Lineage: Eukaryota; Metazoa; Arthropoda; Insecta; Hymenoptera; Ichneumonidae. The transcript has 8 exons. Bases 880 to 2868 code for a protein of 662 amino acids. The record is from RefSeq and is a predicted model, not a curated record.